Molecule: messenger RNA, 1893 nt
Organism: Dujonia railenensis
Lineage: Eukaryota; Fungi; Ascomycota; Pichiomycetes; Serinales; Debaryomycetaceae
Source: the annotation of a GenBank genome assembly
AUGGAUCUUGAUGAUCCGGAAGUCUCAAUUCGUACAGAGCCUUCAACUCCAUUAAGAAGCUCGCUGGAAGUAGAGAUCUCUGCGCAGUAUUCAGCGCCUAUACCAGCCAGGUUACCCAAGACCGAUUUAACGCGGGUGUUCAAUAGAUUUAACAAGGUUAGUAACAGUAGUAAUAAUGACAAUAACAAUAACGUGAAUAAUAAUGAUGAUGAUAAUAAUGACCAAUCGACUCCAGGUAGAAGGAUCAAUCAAUCGAAGUAUCGAAAUUCUGAUAAGCGAACAUCUCGAACGCCAAAGACGGUUCAUGCCAAAACCGCUCUUGACCAGUCGCCCUAUUUCUCUCCAAGAGACAGCGUGAGAAGGGAGAGGAGGGCAGGAGAAGGGAUCAGAGUUCUGUUGACUCCAGUGCGAUACUACCUAAGAAGAAAGCGUAGGCGGUCAUCUAUUGUGAACGGUAAAAUAGAAUACACAUCAAAUUAUGCUGGUCCUGUUACCAUUGACUUUUUGAGGUUCUUCUGUCAAAAGCUGAUCGAGGAGAGGGGUCAGGAUAGUAGUAAGAAAUUGAAAACAGGGAACUCUCCAUCGAAUUCUUCUCCAUUGGUUGAAAACAAGUCGCCAUCUGAGUUUGACUAUUCUUUGCCAUUACCGAAAGCUAACUUUCAAUCUCCCCCACAACAUCCAUUUACUGAAAUACAAGUUGAUGAACUUAACCCUUUUCUUCAGGACGACGUCGGAAAGCAUGAAAUUCUUUCGCCAAUUCCAAUAUACGAAGUUGACGUAGAUAAAAAAUCUUCCGGAAGACCUGUGUCCUACUUGGAGAGGAUAUUGGCUGCACAAGCCAGAAAGACCAGAAGAGAAUUAGGGGAUGAUGACAGUGAUAUCCUAGAGGAGAGUGACACAUAUGGAGAAGAAAAAGAACAGUCUACAGGAGAUUCGAUAAAUCCCCCAAAGACUCCAGCAAAUCCAUCUGUUUCCGAUUUGGUAAUAGAGGAACUUACGAUUGGCACUUCUAGGCUAGGCAAUAUUGGUGAGGAUGUUUUUGUUGAUAAAGUAAUGCAGCGAGAUGAAGAACCAAGUGAAGUUACAGAAACUGGAGGUAUAGAAAUAGAAAACAAAGAUGAUACUCAAGAAAGUAAAGGAGAACAUGAUAACCUGCUUGAAAACGUACAAGAUCAAUUUUUUCCAAAUAAUUGGCAAUACGAGGAUGAUCUUGAUAUCCCGCUCAUUGACGAUGUAGCUAAAGAAGGUGAGAGAGGUGAGUAUUCCCUGGGUGAUGAGCUGGAUGAAGUUGAAGAGGGAGGUAUACUAAAAGACCAAUUUAUUCUAGAGGAAGGAGAACCUUCGAAUUUAAUAGAAGAAGAAGUACAAGAACAUUUCCAAGUUGCAACAAAGGUCGAUCCUCCAACUAGGAUGACCGCGUCAUUUGCAUUGAAGUCUAAGAAGUCUGCUUCUUCCCUUCCGAUCAAUUUGGUGAAAACUUUAAUGAAAACUGUGGUAAAGAAUUCUUCAGUAAACUCUCGUCUUCCAGUUAAACCUAUUGCGCCAGAAGCUUGUGACUUUCUUCAAGAGAUCUCUGAUAUCUUUAUGGAAGGUAUGGUGUCUGACUUAGAGGCAUAUUCUCUGCAUAGGACAAAUGGCAAGUCUCACCAGAUAAACAUCAAGGAUGUGUUGUUACUCUUGGAGCGCACUGGCCAAAUACCGGGAAGACGAAGACAGCAAGACCAGAUUAACGUAAUUUCAAGGAUGGCUCAUGAUGCUCUCCCACUUGAGUUGCUAGUGGGCUUGGAGAAAAGCUUAACGCAAAAUAGACCAAUUUUGUCCGACAAUAAUGACUUUGAAGAUGACAAUUCAUUUACAUUCAAAAAAUUUAAUGAAUUCAGUGAUUCGGAUUAG